UCCUUGGCAACACGUUAUCUGCAGGACCGGCUCCGAAGGAUGACGGAGGGUGACGCCGACCUGUCGAAACUUCGUCUGACAAAGGGAACCAAAGUCUUCACAGACCUGGCGAUGGAAAUACACAAGACAGAGCCGAGGCUUUCUUAGAUUACACAGCAUGGGCUUUACUCCAUGUUUGAGCGCGUUGUGAAGAUGCGCCGCGAGAUGCUGGAGUUACAGGAGAUAUUGACGGGGUUCAAUGUCCCAGAAACGCAUUUCGGGAACCUCGCCUUACAGAUCUCGCGGAAACUCUUCACGGGCAAAGAAUCAGCAACGCCACGGACAACAGCGCAUCAUGCUUCAGGGGAGGCAACACCCGAGACUGGUCCUUCAACAGCAAGCUCCAAUACAACCACAUCAACUCACCCAUCUGCACCAUUUUCUACAGCUGGAUCACUAUCAAGCGCCAGUCCACAGUCCAGCACUCAUGUGUCCAGCAGCAGCAGUCCGUUGGAAGUUAAUAUCCAAUCAGGCUCGACUUCUUCUGGUGCGGCCCUGCCAAGUGGAUCUAACAACGGAGCGACGUUUUUGGUUGCGAGAGCUGAUCUAAAACUAAUUGGCUUCCCUAACUUCAGCUCAGCAACGGACUUGGAGAGCUCCCCUUUCGACUCACCACGACAACCAGUAAACAAACGAUCAACAUACAUGCCUCAAAAGGUAACCAAGGUUGUCAAGAAUCUGGUUAACAAACACGAUGCUGCUACAGAAGGUAUGCAUGCUGCUGUUAGGGAUUCGCAGGCCCUAGUAACUGAAGCCAAGAAGGAGAUUGGUGAUAUGAAGGGUAACCUUGGCAGGCUCGAGGCGAUUGUUCCAGCACAGGCACAACAGCUUUCAGCGCAGGCCCACCAGAUUGCAGCACAAAGCGAGCAUAACAAACAACUACUCGCGCAUAUCGACAGGCAGCAACGGUUCAUGCUUUAUCUUGAACAAAAAACGAACGAGAUAGCCAGAACUGUUUACUGCCUCGAAAAACCUGACAACGUCCAGAUGCCCAGCACAGUCAAGUCGCAGCCUCACAAAUACAGGUGGCAAUGA
Gamsiella multidivaricata is the source of this 1074-nucleotide messenger RNA. RefSeq lists its product as uncharacterized. Lineage: Eukaryota; Fungi; Mortierellomycota; Mortierellomycetes; Mortierellales; Mortierellaceae. The record is from RefSeq and is a predicted model, not a curated record. The transcript has 2 exons. Bases 172 to 1074 code for a protein of 300 amino acids.